Spinacia oleracea (spinach) is the source of this 2896-nucleotide messenger RNA. Its product is annotated as aminopeptidase M1. The coding region runs from base 106 to 2709 and encodes 867 amino acids. Gene Ontology annotation, cellular component: cytoplasm; membrane. The record is from RefSeq and is a predicted model, not a curated record. Gene Ontology annotation, biological process: peptide catabolic process; proteolysis. The transcript is spliced from 19 exons. Gene Ontology annotation, molecular function: metalloaminopeptidase activity; zinc ion binding; peptide binding. Lineage: Eukaryota; Viridiplantae; Streptophyta; Magnoliopsida; Caryophyllales; Amaranthaceae.
AUUAACCUUCUCAAAUUUUCACAUGAAUCUCUUGCUCUCUCUACUCACUUGAAGAACAAAGGAGAGAGAAAACUUAAACUCCACAAGAACAAGUAGGAAAAAACAAUGGCAUCUCCUUACUCAGACUUCAAAGGCAAACCUCGUCUCCCCAAAUUCGCAACGCCUAAACGCUACGAUAUCCGCCUAAAACCCGACCUUGAUUCCUGCAUAUUCAAUGGCAUCGUUUCAAUCGACGUCGACGUCGUUUCAUCGACUAAAUACCUUGUACUCAAUGCUGCCGAUCUCAAUGUUGAUUCUUCAUCUGUUUCCUUCAAACCCAAGUCAUCUUCUCAGGAACUUCGAGCUUCUGGAGUGGGAUUGAUUGAAGAAGAUGAGUUAUUAAUUGUUGAAUUUGCGGAGGAGCUUUCGCUUGGAAUUGGGGUUUUGAAUAUUUCCUUUCAAGGAACCCUAAAUGAUCAAAUGAAGGGAUUUUAUAGAAGUGUGUAUGAGAUCAAUGGGGAGAAGAAGAACAUGGCAGUCACUCAAUUUGAGCCAGCUGACGCCCGGCGAUGUUUUCCAUGCUGGGAUGAACCAGCAGCCAAGGCUACAUUCAAGAUUACCCUGGAUGUUCCAUCUAAUCUUAUAGCACUCUCCAACAUGCCUGUCAUUGAAGAAAAGAAAGAAGGAGAUCUUAAGACUGUUUACUUUGAGGAGUCACCAAUCAUGUCGACAUACUUGGUUGCUGUAGUUGUGGGUUUGUUUGAUUUUGUGGAAAGUAGCACAUCUGAUGGUAUUAAAGUUAGAUGUUAUUGUCAAGUUGGCAAGUCAGACCAAGGGAAGUUUGCUUUAGAGGUUGCUGUUAAGACCCUUGAAUUAUAUAAAAAGUAUUUUGAUGUGCCUUACGCCUUGCCCAAAUUGGAUAUGAUUGCGAUUCCUGAUUUUGCUGCUGGUGCCAUGGAGAACUAUGGUUUGGUUACAUAUCGUGAGAAUGCAUUGCUGUAUGAUGAGAAGCACUCCGCUGCUGCUAACAAGCAAAGGGUUGCUAUCGUGGUUGCUCAUGAAUUAGCACAUCAGUGGUUUGGAAAUCUCGUGACUAUGGAAUGGUGGACUCAUUUGUGGUUGAAUGAGGGAUUUGCAACAUGGGUAUCCUACUUAGCCGCUGAUGCUAUUUUUCCAGAAUGGAAUAUUUGGACUCAAUUUCUUGACCAGACUACUGAUGGGCUUAGGCUGGAUGGUCUUUCUGAAUCACAUGCUAUUGAGGUGGAGAUAAAUCAUGCUAGUGAAAUUGAUGAAAUAUUUGAUGCCAUCAGUUACAGGAAAGGCGCAUCUGUCAUCAGGAUGCUUCAAAGUUAUAUUGGGGCAGAUACUUUUCAGAGAGCUCUGGCAUGCUACAUAAAGAAAUAUGCUUGCUCAAAUGCAAAGACUGAAGACCUAUGGGCUGUUCUUGAGGAGGUAUCUGGUGAACCAGUAAAGGAACUAAUGAAUUCAUGGACACAGCAGAAAGGAUAUCCGGUUGUUUCCGUGAGGGUCAAAGACGAGAAGCUCGAUUUAGAACAGUCACACUUUUUGUUGAGCGGUUCCCCUAGUGAUAGCCAAUGGAUUGUCCCAAUCACUUUAUGUUGCGGAUCCUACGAUAACCGUUACAGUUAUCUCCUGAAAGAGAAGUCUGGAAGUCUUGGUAUCAAAGAUGCUGCUUAUGUUAAGCUUAAUGUGGACCAGACUGGGUUUUAUAGAGUGAAAUAUGAUGAAGAACUUGGAGCUAAACUUCGACAUGCUAUAGAGAGUGGCCAAUUGUCUGCAACUGAUAGAUUUGGUGUUCUGGAUGAUUUGUUUGCCCUGUGUACCAGUGGUCAGCAAUCUCUGAUAAAUUUGUUGACUUUGAUUGCAUCAUUCAGAGAGGAAACCGAAUAUACUGUUCUAUCCAAUUUGAUAAAUAUUAGCUACAAAGUUAUGAGAAUAGUUGCUGACGCCACACCUGAAUUAGUUGAUAAUCUCAGAAAGUUCUUCAUCAACCUCUUUGAGUAUCCUGCACUGAAACUUGGCUGGGAUUCUAAGUCCGGUGAGAGCCACUUGGAUGCCAUGUUGAGAGGGGAACUGCUGACUGUGCUUGCUGAGCUUGGGCACGAGAAUACCCUAAAUGAAGCUAUUAGGCGUUUUGACGCAUUCUGUGCUGACAGGGAUUCACCGCUUCUACCACCUGAUACCAGAAAGGCUACAUAUACUGCUGUGAUGCAGAAAGUCAAUGCAUCAAAUAAAUCAGGUUAUGAAGCUCUUUUGAAAGUAUACAGAGAGACUGAUCUGAGCCAAGAGAAGGGACGUAUAAUAGGUUCACUGGCAUCCUGCCCAGACCCAAAUAUUGUUCUUGAAGUUCUCAACUUUUUGUUGUCUUCUGAGGUUCGAAGUCAAGAUGCUAUUUUUGGACUCUCAGUCAGCAAGGAAGGGCGUGAAACUGCUUGGAAAUGGCUUCAGGAUAACUGGGAUUACAUUUCAAAAACAUGGGGCUCCGGUUAUCUAAUCACCCGCUUUAUCAGUGCAAUUGUGUCACCUUUCUCCACCACUGAAAAGGCAAAGGAAGUCGAAGAAUUCUUCUCAAGUCGAAUGAAGCCUACAAUUGCAAGAACCUUGAGACAGAGUCUCGAGAGAGUUCAAAUCAAUGCAAGGUGGGUUCAGGCUGUUCAGAAGGACAAUUAUUUUGCACAACUUGUGCAGGAAUUGUCACAUAGAAACUGAUAAAAGGUUCGAGCUUGUUUGACCAUGCCAUGAUCACUGAGGUUUAUUACUGGUCCGAGUUUGUUUAAACUUUUCUUUAUUUGACAAUUUUCGAGCUUGUUUAGUUUAGUACUGAUUACAAUGAAUAGUUAUUUAAAGAUAGUAGCAUUUUAUUUUUAUUAAAUUUUAAAAGCUUGAGAUGCAUGAA